Molecule: messenger RNA, 3010 nt
Organism: Pocillopora meandrina
Lineage: Eukaryota; Metazoa; Cnidaria; Anthozoa; Scleractinia; Pocilloporidae
Source: the annotation of a GenBank genome assembly
UUGGAAAAUUUAUACAAAGAGGCAAAGUUCGAUGGGAAACACGAAGAGGUAAAGGAAAUCGAAGAAAGGAUUACCAACUUGGUGGACGAAAUCUCCACAUAUAUCGGUCACAAAGAUCCGCUCUUCAAGAAUAAAGUUAUUCCUACCGGUAGCUACUUUGAAAAUCUCAAGGCUGAGGGCCCUGAUGAAUUCGACUUCAUGAUUUGCCUGGACGACUUGUCUAAACCGGGAGUUUGUAUUAUAAAAGACAUUCCACUCCAACCGGUUCUCGACCCAGGAUACGUCCAUGUUCAAAUCGAUAGCGAAGAAGUUCGGCAGCGAUGGCGGCGUUACAUUUUACGACGAGGAGGAAAUCUGGACCCAGAAGCCCUCUUGAACAGGUUUAGAGACCUCAUACAGGAAGCUGUAAGGAAUAGAAAGCGUCGAUUAAGUGAAAAAAUUGAUAAACGUGUUGAAGUAAAUCUCAGAAAGAUUCCUGUUACUAUUAAUUUGAGAUGGAAAGGAACGAAAUACCCUAACUACGAAAUAUCCUUUGACUUAACAUUUCUGUAUCAAGAGAAGAGGAUGGCCAAAUGCGUCGGAUAUAGGAAGAAGAGUCCGUAAAGGACAUCCAGGGUACGACUUUUUUAAGGAAGCUUGUCGCGCGGGUUAUCAUCUCGUCGCUUCACAGAUUGGAGAGUCGGGAAGACCCAGGCCUUGCUGGCGUUUAUCGUUUUCAGUUGCUGAGGGAAUUGUUUUGGAGAAGAUCUGUCAGAAUCCAAGACUAAUUCACACAAAGACGCUGAAGGUCCUAAAAGUUCUUCGAAAGAAAUACGCGCACGCGUUAUGCCUCCAUGAGUUCGAAAUUUUCGACAACGGCUCGUAUGGCAAAAAUUGGGCUUUUCAGUCGUAUACACUGAAGACAAUGUUCCUUCACGAAUGGUGUGAAUUUCCAGAAGAUUCGUUUUGGGAUCGAGAUCAGCUUCGCAGUCGAGUCAGAGGCAUCCUAACUACGAUUCAUCGUAGUCUUAAAAAUCGAGACAUUCGCAGUUUCUGGGUUCCAGAUCACAAACUUUAUAAUUUUCUUGCCAGAAAACAGACCGCGACAGAAUCUUGCGAAAAAUUCCUUGCACUCCUUAUCGAAGAACUGACAAUCACUUAGCCAUAAAAGCCAACUUAAUUGUUAACUGAAUAUUUCCUGUUUCUUUGUGGCUUUCUUUGCCAACGAUGAUAACCUUGUAUUCAGUGAAGUCUGAAUUGUUCAAGGAAGUCACAAGCAUUCAAAUAACGUAGCUGAUCUUUUGCCCUACAUAGAUUCAGAACCCAUAUAUUACCUUUUCGCAGCGAUUUUAUCAUAAAUGGAUAAAGGUAAUGUUAAUUAAUAUUCAAGGAAGAGUGAGCUUUUGGCUCUCGCGAAGAAAAAUACAUGGCUCAUGAUCGUUUCCGUGGCAGAAUCCCAACCAAGUAAGAACCAAUCGCUCGGAUAUAAGCUCAGGACUGCCUUGACAUCAGGAGCCGGGGAUGGGCUCCUGCUUGACAUUUAAUAAUUCCUUCUAUUCAAACAAAGCUUUCCCGACAAGCGUCUUACGAAACUUCAAGGUUUUUUCCCUGCUAGUUUUGAUUCCUGUUUACAACCUUGUAACCUGGCAACCAGUAUAAGUGAAAUCAAACUAUGCAAAUUGACUCGACUUGCAGUCUAUUUAACUGUUGUGCUCUGCGACGUAAUUCACCUACACAAGAAAGUCCUGAGCUCCAGUUUCCACUUGGCCGUGGUGAGUCUGGGGUUGGUCAGCCGUACUUCCGCGAAAGCUGGAGUAUUUCAUAGAAUACGUCUCGGCAACAUAGAGUAAUGGCCACUCACCAGCCGCAGUUGCAGCACUUUGACAACAAAUACUUGCGAAGUUUCUAUCAGGAGGCAGAAUUCGAUUGGAAUCACAAUGAGGUAAAGGAAAUCGAAAGAAAAAUUACCAGAUUCGUGCAAAAAGUCUCCGAUUACAUCGGUGGCGAAGAUCCGCUGUUUAAGAAUAUUGUCAUUCCAAGCGGCAGCUAUUUCGAAGGUCUCAAAGCAGUGGGCCCAGAUGAAUUUGACUUCAUGAUUUGUUUAACGGAAUUGUCAGGACCAGGUGUUUGUGUUAUAAAAGAUAUUGACCGAAAGGUUCCUGAUCCAGGUUACGUAGAUGUACAAAUUGAAGACGAGGAGGUUAGCGAACGGUGGAAGCAGUACAUUUCGAGACGUGGAAAUCUAAAGUCGGAUGUCCUCUUGAAUAGAUUCAAAGAUCUCAUUGAAAAAGCUGUAAUGAAAAAGAAGCGUCAUUUAAGAGGAUAUAUUGAUGAUUAUAUCGUGGUUGAGCUUAGAAAGAUACCUGUCACAGUCAAGUUAACCUGGAAAGGAAAUAAAUAUUCUAACUAUGAGAUAUGCCUCGACCUCCCUUUAUGCAUUAAAGGUCCCAAUUUAUGGCCAGCAGCAUCAGACGUACGAGAGAGACUUCGGGAUGGAAGCCAUCCUGGGUAUCAAGUUUUUCAAAAAGCUGUCGGGGCUGGUUUCCAUCUCGUUGCCUCAACGAUUGGAGAGGCAGGGAAACACAGGCCUUGCUGGCGUUUAUCGUUCUCCGUUGCCGAGGGCAUUGUUUUAAAGCACAUUUGUCGAGAUCCAAGCUUAAUUCACAAAACGACACUCAAGGUUCUGAAAGUUUUACGAAAGAAGCACGAAGGCGGUCUGUGUCUCUACGAAGAUCCAGAUGAUCCGGACGUCUCAUAUAGAAUACAGUGGGUCUUUCAUUCAUAUGUACUGAAAACGAUGUUUCUUCACGAAUGGUGUGAAUUUCCAGAUGAUUUGCUCUGGGGCUCUGAUCAGCUUGGAGAACGAGUUCAGGGUAUUUUAAAAAGGAUUCGAAGCAGUCUCAAAAACAAAGACAUUCGCAGCUUUUGGGUUCCAGAGUAUAAACUUUUCAAUUUUCGUGCUAGAAAACGUACCCAAACAAACACCUGCUUGCAUAACCUAACAUCACUUAUACAAAACUUCACGAUCUAA